Uloborus diversus is the source of this 1197-nucleotide messenger RNA. Its product is annotated as V-type proton ATPase 16 kDa proteolipid subunit c-like. The transcript is spliced from 3 exons. Gene Ontology annotation, biological process: proton transmembrane transport. Bases 164 to 637 code for a protein of 157 amino acids. Gene Ontology annotation, molecular function: proton-transporting ATPase activity, rotational mechanism. Lineage: Eukaryota; Metazoa; Arthropoda; Arachnida; Araneae; Uloboridae. Gene Ontology annotation, cellular component: proton-transporting V-type ATPase, V0 domain. The record is from RefSeq and is a predicted model, not a curated record.
UCCUUUUCAUCAUAUGACGAGGGUUUCUGCGCCAGCCAUCUUGACUUUACUUUGGCUGUGGUCUGUCUGGAAUAAACCGUCUGGGAUAUAAGUGAUCCACGAUCACUCAAAAAAUUUCUUUUACGGAUACACCAAAUUCAAUAAUAACACAUAAUCAACCAAUAUGGAUGCCGAAAGCCCGGUCUAUUCUCCUUUCUUCGGAGUGAUGGGAAGUGCCGCAGCUAUGAUUUUUAGCGCGCUAGGUGCAGCGUACGGGACUGCGAGGUCUGGGACUGGUAUAGCAGCCAUGUCUAUAAUGAGGCCAGAGCUGAUUAUGAAGUCUAUUAUUCCCGUUGUCAUGGCAGGUAUCAUAGCCAUUUAUGGACUGGUUGUUGCUGUUUUAAUAGCAAACAACAUUUCUUCUUCUAAAAGUGGAUAUAAUUUAUAUAAGGGCUUUUUACAUUUUGGAGCUGGAUUAAGUGUAGGUUUGUCAGGUCUCGCCGCUGGAUUCGCCAUCGGCAUAGUGGGAGAUGCUGGUGUAAGAGGGACGGCCCAACAGCCCAGACUCUUUGUCGGAAUGAUUUUAAUCCUUAUCUUUGCUGAAGUACUUGGAUUGUAUGGGCUCAUUGUUGCCCUUAUACUUACCACAAAACUCUAAAUUGUGAAACAAAGGUAUAUACAUGGGCAGAUUCAUUAGCCAAACAGUGGUUAUUUAUAUUGACUGCACAUGAGUUUCAGCUAAGAGUUUUCUUUUGUUCUUCAUAUUUUUUGCCUGAAAAUCCUAAAUGGGGUGCUAUCUUCCUUGAAAUAAAUGAUGUAUGUUAAAAAUAUAAUGUGUUUUUUCAGAACCAUUAUUAAAUUUCUGUAUGAAUUACAUUUCAAGUGUUAUAGAAAUCAUUUUAGGAACUACAAUUCCUUGUAGUAUCAACAUUACUGUAUCUAGUUUUGUCAUUUUUUAAUUUCGAGAGAGAUGGUACCCCUGCCUACUUGGAUGUCUCAUAGCCCUUCAUGAUGUUGGAUUUGUCUGCCCUUGUGAAAUUACCUCAUUUUUUUCAAUCCCAGUAUGUUGUACGAUGUUGUAAUGUGGCUUAAAAUUCAGAUAAGAGUGUCCUUGCACAUUCUAAAUGUUUAAAAGUGAUUGUCUGUUUAAGUUAUAUGCAUGUAAUAGAUGUGAAUGGAAAUAUUUUUUUCUGAAGUUUAUUGAAUAGAAUGGCAAAA